AAGGAAAGAAUUGUAUUAAGCAAUAAUCACCAACCACCAUCAUAAUCAAUGGCCCUAUGUCUUCGCCUUCACACACUCCCAUACUUCUUUUCUUCCUCUCUCUCUCCCCCCUCACAAACUCAUGAAGGAUCCCUAACCAUAUAUCAUAUGCAGAACACACAACACACAUAGCAGAACAUCUCAUUUUCUUUUACAGGUAAAGGCUAAGGGGAAUUGUUUGCAAUGUCAACUAUUACCAAUUCAACAAAUAUAUUUUGGCAAGAAUGUCAAAUAGGCAAGCCUGACAGACAGAAGCUACUUAACCAAAAGGGAUGUGUUGUGUGGAUUACAGGACUCAGUGGAUCAGGAAAAAGCACAUUGGCAUGUUCACUAGGAAGAGAACUGCACACAAGGGGGAAGUUAUCAUAUGUCCUUGAUGGAGAUAACCUUCGACAUGGACUAAACAAGGACCUUGGUUUUAAACCUGAAGACCGCACUGAAAAUAUUCGCAGAACUGAAGUGGCAAAGCUCUUUGCUGAUGCUGGUCUAAUAUGUGUUGCCAGUUUGAUAUCUCCUUAUAGAAGAGACCGGGAUGCUUGCCGUGCCAUGUUGCCCGAUGCCAACUUUAUUGAGGUUUUCAUGAACAUGCCUUUACAGUUGUGUGAGGCACGAGACCCAAAAGGCCUCUAUAAGCUUGCUCGUUCAGGAAAGAUCAAAGGUUUUACCGGCAUCGAUGAUCCUUAUGAACCGCCCCUAAAUUGUGAGAUAGAAAUUAAGCAGGAAAAUGGAGUUUGUCCAACGCCCACUGCAAUGGCUGGACAAGUAGUUUCUUACUUGGAGAACAAAGGAUUUCUAAGAAGUUAGGGAUAUAAGCAACACAGUUAUGUCUAUUUGUUGAUCAAAUCUGUAAUAUGAAUUUUGCUUAAUUAGAUUGUAUCUACUUUUAAUUCUAACUUAAGUUAAAAUACUAGAAGGUAGGGGUUGGGAAUUGGGGACAUUGACAAGAGGAUCAGUGAUGAUGUAAAUUUCAUCAACUAUAUGUAAUUUUUUUAUUGGAUAAAAGAUAAAUUUGUGAUUCACGUA
Messenger RNA from Arachis duranensis, 1062 nucleotides. Its product is annotated as adenylyl-sulfate kinase 3. The record is from RefSeq and is a predicted model, not a curated record. NCBI's taxonomy places the organism in Eukaryota, Viridiplantae, Streptophyta, Magnoliopsida, Fabales, Fabaceae. The coding region runs from base 223 to 843 and encodes 206 amino acids. The transcript is spliced from 7 exons. Gene Ontology annotation, biological process: sulfate assimilation. Gene Ontology annotation, molecular function: adenylylsulfate kinase activity; ATP binding.